AUGGCAUUGUCAACAAUCGUCAAAUACGUUCAGCGAAAGCAUUUCAGCGAAGAAAUUUGUUCAUUGAGAGACGGUAAAGAGUUAAAUCGUAAAAAUGCAUUGAAAAAAUUGAACGUUUUUUUGGACAGUGACCAGUUAUUGCGCGUAGGCGGCCGGUUAAACAAUGCACAAUGCGUCUACGAUCGAAAACAUCAAAUAAUAUUGCCACGAAAUGAUGAAGUAACAGUUUUAUUAAUUCGUGAACAACACUUGUUUGGCUUGCAUAGUGGGCCAAAAUUGACGGAGACACUUUUGCGGCGAAAAUAUUGGAUCAUCGAUAUGAAACGUACUGUUAAACGAGUUGUUCGGAAAUGUGUGGUUUGUGCAAAAAUUCAACCACGCACAAUGGAACAGCUGAUGGGCAGCCUGAAAAACGAGUGA
Molecule: messenger RNA, 420 nt
Organism: Sitodiplosis mosellana (orange wheat blossom midge)
Lineage: Eukaryota; Metazoa; Arthropoda; Insecta; Diptera; Cecidomyiidae
Exons: 1
Coding region: 1-420 (139 amino acids)
Source: RefSeq, a predicted model, not a curated record